Messenger RNA from Hydra vulgaris (swiftwater hydra), 2363 nucleotides. RefSeq names its product trifunctional enzyme subunit alpha, mitochondrial. Gene Ontology annotation, molecular function: NAD+ binding; (3S)-3-hydroxyacyl-CoA dehydrogenase (NAD+) activity; enoyl-CoA hydratase activity. Gene Ontology annotation, cellular component: mitochondrion; mitochondrial fatty acid beta-oxidation multienzyme complex. Lineage: Eukaryota; Metazoa; Cnidaria; Hydrozoa; Anthoathecata; Hydridae. The record is from RefSeq and is a predicted model, not a curated record. Gene Ontology annotation, biological process: fatty acid beta-oxidation.
ACAACAAAAAGUACUGUUUUGCAAGAUGCUAUCAUUUCAUGCAAAAAAUGGAGUUAAAGGAUUUUACAGAGCCAGUAAAAAUUUUAGGCUAAACAUGGACCUGGGUAGUUUUAAGAAACUUUAUAGUACAGAGAUAAAAGAACGCAAUCAUAUUAAUUAUGUAGUGAAAGAUAAUGUUGCUGUAGUAACAAUUAAUGAUAAGAACUCAAAAGUUAAUGUUUUGUCACAAAAUGUUAUAGAAGAAACAGUUCAGGUUUUUAAAGAGGUUACACACAAUCCUAAUGUCAGCAGUGUUGUUUUAAUAUCUGGCAAGCCUGAUUGUUUUAUUGCUGGUGCUGAUAUCAAUAUGUUAAAUACUGCAAACUCAUUAGAAAAAGGAACAGCUAUCUCUGUUGAAGGACAAAAAAUAAUGAAUAUGAUUUUUGAUAGCAAAAAACCAGUUGUUGCUGCUAUCAAUGGUUCCUGUCUUGGCGGAGGUCUAGAGGUUGCAUUGGCAUGUCAUUAUAGAAUUGCAGUUGAUAGCCCAAAAACUGGCUUAGGUGUUCCUGAGGUAAUGUUGGGUUUACUACCUGGUGCUGGUGGAACACAGAGGCUUCCCAGAUUGGUUGGUCUACCAACUUCUCUUGACAUGAUGCUGACUGGUAAAACUGUCAAUGCUACUAAAGCAAAAAAACUUGGUUUAGUGCACAGUGUUGUAGAUCAACUGGGUCCUGGAGUCAGCGAUAGCAAAGCAAAUACAAUGCGUUUAUUAGAAGAAGUUGCUGUUAAGGCUGCUAAAGAUUUGGCAUCAGGAAAGCUGCAAGUUUCGCAAAGCAAACCAUGGUUUAGUUUAGCUGGUUUGCAACAUAAUAUCCCAUUAUCAUUUGGACCUUUAAGGGAUUAUGUUUUCAAAAAAGCUAAAGAAACUGUAAUGAAAAAAACACUUGGUUUGUAUCCUGCUCCAUUAAAGAUUCUUAAAGCUACUCAAACUGGUUUAGAAAAAAAUAUUGAAGCCGGAUUUAAAGAAGAAUCCCAGGGUUUUGGAGAACUUACACAGUCAAAAGAAGCUAAAUCAUUGAUGGGAUUAUUUAAUGGUCAAACUGAAUGCAAAAAAAAUAGAUUUGGGGCGCCAAAACAUAAAGUUCAACAUGUUGCUGUUCUUGGUGCUGGUCUUAUGGGUGCUGGCAUUGCUGAAGUUAGUAUUAACAAAGCCCAUCAUAAUGUCAUACUAAAAGAUACUACUACAGAUGGUUUAUCUCGUGGUAUAGAUCAAAUUUACAAAAAUAUUAACUUGAGAGCAAGCAAAAGACAAAUCACUACAUUUGAGCGUGAUGUUAUUAUGUCAAAGCUUCAAACUCAGUUAGAUUAUUCAAAUUUUUCUGAAGCAGAUAUGGUCAUUGAAGCUGUUUUUGAAGAUAUCAAAGUUAAACAUAAAGUUUUACAAGAAGUUGAAAAAGUUAUACCUGAACAUUGUGUCUUUGCAUCAAAUACUUCUGCUAUUCCAAUUGCUGAAAUUGCUUCUGUUAGUAAAAGACCGGAGAAGGUAAUUGGGAUGCAUUACUUUUCACCUGUUGACAAAAUGCCUCUCCUUGAAAUUAUCACUACAGAAAAAACUUCAAAGGAAACAAUUGCUUCUGCUGUUGAUGUUGGUUUAAAACAAGGAAAAACAGUUAUUGUUGUAAAGGAUGGUCCUGGAUUUUAUACAACUCGAAUUCUUAUGCCAACUUUGAUGGAAGCUCUUCAGCUUCUUUCAGAAGGGAUUAACCCACGUGAUCUUGAUCAGCGCUCAAAGAAUUUUGGUUUUCCUGUGGGAUGCGUAACAUUAGUUGACGAGGUUGGAAUUGAUGUUGCUGCACAUAUUGCCAAUCAUUUGGGUAAUAUCUUUAAAGGAAGAAUGGUUGGUGGAAAUAUUCAAAUGCUUAAUGAUAUGGUAGACAGAGGAUUUUUAGGAAGAAAAUCAAAAAAAGGUUUUUACAAGUAUGCAAACAAAAAAGAGGUAAAUGAAGGUGCACUUGAAAUCAUUAAAAAGUAUCAAAAAACACCAGUAACUGGUCUAACAGAUGACGAGACAGCUCUUCGCUUAGUUAGUCGGAUGACAAAUGAAGCUGUUUUGUGUUUAGAAGAAGGAAUUCUCAACAGUCCAGUUGAUGGUGAUAUUGGUGCUGUGUUUGGUUUAGGCUUUCCACCACCACACGGAGGACCCUUUCGGUUCGUAGAUACAUAUGGAGCAGGCAAUCUAGUAAAGUUGAUGGAAAAAUAUCAAAAGCUUAUUGGAGAGUCCCAAUUUAAGCCGGCUCAACUUCUCCUAGAUCAUGCAAAAAAUUCUUCGAAAAAGUUUUAUGUGAAAUAAAAUAAUUUAUUUUGAAUAAAUCAGUGUAAAAAUA